GUCCGGAAUCAGUGCCCAUCCGAGGAAGAAUUCCAGAUGCGUUGGUCCCAACGCAAACAAGAACUUUUCUCCGAACUCAAACACUUCGACGAUCCUCAGCCCACCACACACGUCCCUCGGAGUAUAUCCUACGGAAGUCCCAUCGCCACCCGACAUGUCCCUCCCUAGAUCGUAAUAUGAACGCCUCCUCGCAAUCUGCUCCAGCCGAAAGCUUUUGCGGCGACAUCUACACCAAUUUCGCCGAUGCGUCUGCCUCAACAUUUGGUCAGAAUGCUCCCAAAACUGAUCUAUCCUUCGGCCAACCCGAUUUCCACUAUGGAGGAACCUCUCCUACGGAAUCGGCAAGUAGCAUUGACACUCCUACCAGCUCUGCUAUGGAAAGUCAACUGAGUUGUGAAAACAGUUCUGCUGGUACUUCGUACAAUAGUACUCCCUUUGAAAUGCUUCGUGUUGAUUCCAAUGUUUCUGCAUGCUCUAACGUGUGUACUAGAGAGUCUUCUCUAUUUCCUGAGUCCCAUCAUGUAAAGUUUGAGAGCUCAAACUCUAAUUUCAUUACUUCUCCUGUUUUUGUUUCUGCGGUGGAUCAACCACAGUCUUUGUUGUCUUCGUAUGGUGUCCAAGAAGCACCAUACUCUCAAUCAGUCACUCAGUCGGACCUAGUGGAGGAGAUGCAAAGGUCGACAUCGUAUCAGAGCGCUGUCUCUACACAAUCGCGCUGCUCACAACGUAAGCAAGAGGUUCUUGCCUCCGCAGCACGUCCGAUAGCACCUAAAAGUGCUACCGAAACUGCUGCGUCACGUGCUUCAUGUCAGACCAAGAUGGUUCGCAUCAAGUCUCAAGACGGUUCUUCCAAAGACGUUGCUCAGAUCACGAAGGCUCCGUACAUUCGUCCUCAACACCCGAAGACUCUAUGUCCCCACUGCAAUGAAUACCCUGACGGGUUCCGUGGCGAGCAUGAGCUUCGGAGGCACGUUGAUCGUAAGCACGCGACAGUGAAAAAAGUAUGGGUGACUGUCGAUGCUUCAGAAGGCAAGCGCUUCCUCGCCAACUGCAAGCAGUGCCGCAAUAGAAAGCAGUAUGGUGCGUAUUAUAAUGCCGCUGCUCACCUCCGCCGCGCCCAUUUCCACCCACGCAAACGUGGCCGCAAAGGCAAGCAUGAUUCUGAAAAGCGUGGUGGUAAGGGCGGUGGUGACGAUCCGCCGAUGGACUAUCUCAAGCAGCAUUGGAUGAAAGAGAUCGAAGUACAUGUGUCGAAUGACGCCUUAUUUUCGAAUAGCGAUGGAGACGUCGUCGACACCCAAGAAGCUCAGUCCCCGUGCGAUGUGCCGUACAACUUCACUCAUUCCCACAUCGUCGACGAGCAUGGUGUGCCACAAUAUGCGACUGCUCAACUACCAUCAUCUGCCUCGGUUCCUACCACGUCAAUACAGGCGUCGACUGCACUUGUCACCCCAGAAUUGUAUCAGCCCCAAUUCGACCCGUCGUCGUCGCUUAUGGGCGACUAUUCUGCAUAUGAUUACACCACUGCAUAUCAGACCCUAGACUACUCAUCUGCAUUCGACUUCGGCAACGCGCAUUACAACCCGACAUUAUUCGCCAACAACCCGCAAUAGUAUCAUCACUACUGCAGUAACUCCCCCUCCGCCCUCCCCCGCAAAGCUUUCCUUUCACACGUCAAUGUCCGUUUUCACGUUUGUGGAACACGACUGUAAAUGAUGCAGUCGGUCCCUGAACGUGCAAGUGUGAUAUUGUCGUCUCAUUGCAAUGAUAUGUUCGCGUGUAUCGACUCGUCGAUACCG
Molecule: messenger RNA, 1799 nt
Organism: Pseudovirgaria hyperparasitica
Lineage: Eukaryota; Fungi; Ascomycota; Dothideomycetes; Acrospermales; Acrospermaceae
Exons: 3
Coding region: 177-1613 (478 amino acids)
Source: RefSeq, a predicted model, not a curated record